GUAUUAUUUGUUAUGAAAAAAAUGAUUUUGAUAAUAAUUUUUUUUUUAUUAUUAUCUCGUACAUCAAGUUUUGGUAGACAUCGUAUGCAUAAAUUGAAGAAAGAUGAAGAUGUUUGCGAAAAAAAAAUAAACGAUACGUUAUUAGAAAUACAUGAAUCUUUGGAUACUUGGUUAAAUGAUACAGAAGCCGUUAUCCUUUUGAGAAAUAUUUGUAAUUUUGCUUUUAAACACUACAGUUUACGAGAAAUUAAUGGCAAAAGAUAUAUUUGCGAUCAUGUUCCUGGUUCUACAUUAGUAACAUCUUCGGGUGAUGGUUUAUGGGAGACACAUUUGAGAGAUAAUUGUCAUGAAUAUUUGAAUGAAAUAGACCCAUUAGAAUUGUAUCAGCAUUGGCAACAAUGGUGUCAGGAUGAUCAUAAAAAUCCUGAUUUGGUUACAAUACUUUGCAGAAAUGACGCUGGGAAACUACGUGAUUGCAGAAGUAUGGACGAUAUGAUUAAAUAUGAAUUACCUUCGAAAAACUAUCAAACAGAUAUAAAAAUUAAAGUAGAAUUCGGAUGUUGAAGUACAAAUGCACAUAAAUUAUUUAUAUCG
This is a messenger RNA of Vespula vulgaris, 594 nucleotides long. RefSeq lists its product as uncharacterized. Bases 13 to 564 code for a protein of 183 amino acids. Lineage: Eukaryota; Metazoa; Arthropoda; Insecta; Hymenoptera; Vespidae. The transcript is spliced from 5 exons. The record is from RefSeq and is a predicted model, not a curated record.